Acanthoscelides obtectus is the source of this 893-nucleotide messenger RNA. The record is from the annotation of a GenBank genome assembly. Lineage: Eukaryota; Metazoa; Arthropoda; Insecta; Coleoptera; Chrysomelidae.
UAAUAUUCAACUUCAUUUCAAUAGUAGAAAUGAUGCCGCCGUGUAGACCUGGCUUAGUACCGUUCAUUUUUCCUUGUACAGGUAUACCUUCACGCCACCAUGACAGCUUAGCAGGUGGAUUGCUAGAGCUAGAGUCACAAAUCAACGUCGCUUCCUCGCCAGGCUUGAGUUCCGCAGCUCAAAGGACUUAUGGGCCACCCUGUACUACUCUAGAUAGUGGUAACACUGCUGCUGAUGAUUUGAACACUCUAGAUAAUGAUAUCCAGCAACAACAACAAGCUAGCGGAAGUCAGUCUAGUCAACAACAGCAACAGCAUCCGAAAACAGCAGCAACGUUGAGUUUGGAUCAACAUUACUCGUACAUAAUCAGCUCUAACGACAGGAAGCAACAUCAAGUUGAGGGUAGUCAUUGCGGACCAAUAACUAACCAAAAAACAAGAAUAAGUGGUACCUUGAGAAAGAAUCGCAAAACUGUUCCUAAAAAUAUCAUUUCUCAAAAGUUUAAAAGAGAUCAAAUAGCUGGAAAAGAGUCAGAGGGCGUAAAAAUUAUGAAGUGGUGUGGCAGAGAAGAAUUGCAACCAGAACGGCCAAGAACUCCUAAAAGAUACCAUACUCUUACUGUAGGGGAAACCGAAAACAAAAUGAGGAGAAAAUGUGUAGGAUGCUACAAAUUACUAAGAAGAACAAUGAAUAGUCGCGAAGCUGACAAAAAGAUGAUGUCAGUUACAGUAUCGGGACAGAAUAUUGAGGAACUGCAGGAGAACAUCAAGAUAGUGUUAGAUGAAUCAUACAAUCAGCGAUCACUACCUAGUGAAAUGAGCAGUAACUUUCAGAUUACUCAGCCCGCCAAACUGUUUUUCUGCGAUCACAUAGACCACAUGCGAACAAAAUAA